AUGACCAAUAAUCCCCUUCAACCUCCUUCUCCUCCCAACUCACCCAAGAUUCAUCUCUUCUCAAAUUUACUGCUCAAAACAAUACUAAUAAUAAUAUCGAUUUCUAUCUUACCACGUACCUGCCACGGCGCGUGUAAUCCCCUGGAUCGCGGCUCGCUGGUCCUGUUCAACCUGACCCUCUCGUCCUCUUCGACUCCUCUCGCGUGGGCACCACUGCUCGACUGCUGCGAAUGGGAUGGGAUCGUCUGCAACGAGACCGGCAGAGUAACCGGACUGUGGCUCCCCUCGAGAGGCCUUUCCGGUAAAAUAUCCCCUUCGAUUACCAACCUCACCGGCCUCACCCAGCUCAGCUUAUCCAAUAACAGGCUUUCAGGCCCACUCCCGGCCCGAUUCUUCCACCUCCUAAACCGACUCCAGGUCAUCGACCUGAGCUGUAACAGUUUAAACGGCGGGAUGGCUGCAUUGGGCGCACUUCCCGCCACUCUACGGAUACUCAAUUUAUCGAGCAAUCGCUUUUCCGGCGCGGUCGAGCCGUGGUUUUUCGAAAAGGCGGUAAGUUUGGAAUCACUCGACUUCAGCAACAACAGUUUUUCCGGGGGGUUACCUUCGAUCGUCUGCGGAUUUUCGCGCUGGAUCAAAAAGCUUGAUUUUUCCAUUAACGAGUUCACGGGCACUAUAGGCCCGGGAUUCGGCCGGUGCGCGAUUUUAUCGAGCCUUAGGGCCGGGUUCAAUAAUUUAUCCGGUGAGGUCCCGCUGGAGAUCUACCGGCUGUCUUCGCUCGAGGAGCUGUAUUUCCCGGGGAACAGACUGGUGGGGCCCAUUGACCCGCGGGUCGUAAGUCUUGCUAACCUUAAAACACUUGCGCUUUUCGGAAAUGAGCUGGAAGGCCCGAUACCUGAAGAAAUCGGGCGGCUUUACAGGUUGGAGAAGCUGCAGCUUCACAUAAACCAAUUGAAUGGCACUAUUCCCGCCUCGCUCGCCAACUGCACGAACCUGACCGUGCUGAACCUGAGGGUGAAUCUGCUAGAAGGGGAGCUCGAUUUCGUUAAUUUCUCGGGAUUCGUGCGUCUAGAGAAGGUUGAUCUCGGGAAUAAUUUCUUCCGGGGAGGUCUGCCAAGGAGCCUCUUCACAUGCAAGAUGCUGAUGGCCGUCCGUUUAGCGACCAACAAACUGUCGGGCGAGAUUUUGCCCGAGGUGGGCUCCCUGCAGUUCCUCUCAUUCCUCUCCAUAUCCAACAACAGCUUAACCAAUGUGACAAACGCCAUUCGGAUCCUCACGCGCUGCAAGAGGCUGAGCACGUUAAUCCUAUCCAAAAAUUUCUACAACGAGUCGUUACCCGUUGAGGAGAGCCUGAACGGGUUUGAGGAUAUGAAGGUAUUGGCUUUCGGCGGAUGCAACUUCUCGGGCUCGGUCCCAAGCUGGAUACGCCAGCUGGAAAAACUCGAGGUUAUUGAUCUGUCGUUUAAUUUGUUCACUGGACCUGUCCCGGGCUGGUUUGGGGGCUUGCCGAAUUUGUUCUACUUGGAUUUGUCAUAUAAUCUUCUAACCGGGUAUUUCCCGCUCGAGAUGAUCAAGAUGCGAAGAUUGUCAUACGUGCAAAAUUUGGAUGAAGUUGGGAGCACGACUCUAGAGCUACCUGUGUUUGUGAAGCCCGAUAAUGCCUCGAAUCAGCAGUAUAAUCAGCUCUCGAAUUUACCUCCGACAAUAUAUCUCAACAACAACAGCAUAACUGGCAAUAUACCUGUUGAGAUUGGUCAGCUCAAGUUCAUAAUGGACUUGGAUCUUAGCCACAACAAUUUCACUGGCAGUAUACCAGACACCAUAUCGAAUCUCACCAAUUUAGAAAAAUUGGAUCUUUCCGGAAAUAACCUCACCGGCCAAAUCCCGGCAUCACUAAAGAAUCUCCAUUUUCUUUCCUUCUUCAGUGUCGCACACAAUGACCUCGAAGGCCCAGUACCCAUCGGUGGUCAGUUCGACACUUUCCCGGUUUUGAGCUUCGAAGGAAAUCCGAGGCUUUGUGGUCGGAUUUUGCAGCGCCCAUGCACCGAUAAUAGUCAGUCAGGCAAUAACAUGAUCCGUUCAAGAACCGAGAAAGAGAACAGAAAGAGAACCAUCAAAUUAACACUUGUUAUAUCCUCGGUUGUUUUCACACUGAUCCUUCUUCUGUACUUGUUUUUGUACAAGAGGAAAGUCCUGCGGAGAGGCGGAAUCGAGGAGAAGGACAUGGACGUAAUUUCUUUCAACUCGUCGGGCGUAUUUCCGGAAAUCCCCAAAGAAACCAGCCUCGUCGUGCUUUUCCCGAACAACAAGAGCAAGAUACAGGAACAGGACCUCUCGGUGGCUGAUAUACUGAAGGCCACCGACAAUUUCAACCAGUCGAACAUAAUCGGCUGCGGCGGGUUCGGGUUGGUUUUCAAAGCAACUUUAGCCGACGGCACGAAUCUCGCCAUCAAGAAACUCUCAGGAGACAUGGGGUUGAUGGAGAGGGAAUUCAAGGCUGAGGUGGAGGCUCUGUCGACAGCUCAGCAUAAGAACCUCGUCACUCUACAGGGCUACUGCCUGCACGACGGGUACAGAUUGCUGAUAUACUCUUACAUGGAGAAUGGGAGCUUGGACUACUGGCUGCACGAGAAGCCCGACGGGCCGGCCCAGCUCGACUGGCCCGCUCGUUUGAAAAUCGCUCGGGGGGCGAGCUGUGGGGUGGCAUACAUGCACCAGAUAUGCGAGCCACACAUCGUCCACCGUGACCUCAAGUCGAGCAACAUCCUUCUCGAUUGCAACUUCGAGGCCCACGUGGCGGAUUUUGGGCUUGCGAGGUUGAUUUUACCUUACCAUACACAUGUCACCACGGAAUUGGUCGGGACUCUCGGGUACAUCCCGCCUGAAUACAGCCAGUCGUGGAUAGCUACCUUGAGAGGGGAUAUGUACAGUUUUGGAGUUGUUAUGCUCGAGUUGUUGACGGGGAAGAGGCCCGUCGAGAUGUUCAGGCCCAAGGCCUCGAGGGAAUUGGUCGUGUGGGUUCAGCAGAUGAAAAACGAGGGGAAACAGGUGGAGAUUUUCGAUCCUCCGUUAAGGGGAAAAGGGUUUGAAGAUGAGAUGGUGCAAGUGCUAGACAUUGCUAUACAAUGUGUCAACCAGAACCCUUACAAGAGACCGACUAUAAAAGAAGUCGUUGAGCAGCUCGAGAGUGUGGGGCCCAACCGGCAGACGAAUGUAAAUACUGAAAUCUAA
Messenger RNA from Striga hermonthica, 3231 nucleotides. The record is from the annotation of a GenBank genome assembly. Lineage: Eukaryota; Viridiplantae; Streptophyta; Magnoliopsida; Lamiales; Orobanchaceae.